This is a messenger RNA of Gastrolobium bilobum, 1449 nucleotides long. Its product is annotated as ammonium transporter 3 member 2-like. The coding region runs from base 1 to 1449 and encodes 482 amino acids. Gene Ontology annotation, cellular component: plasma membrane. Gene Ontology annotation, molecular function: ammonium channel activity. NCBI's taxonomy places the organism in Eukaryota, Viridiplantae, Streptophyta, Magnoliopsida, Fabales, Fabaceae. The record is from RefSeq and is a predicted model, not a curated record. Gene Ontology annotation, biological process: ammonium transmembrane transport. The transcript has 3 exons.
AUGGCUGCUCCUCCUUUGCCGGUAGCAUAUCAAGCAGGGACGAGUCUAGCAGUCCCAGAUUGGUUGAACAAAGGAGACAACACAUGGCAAAUGGUAGCAGCAACCCUUGUGGGGAUUCAAAGCAUGCCAGGGUUGGUGAUCCUUUAUGGCAGCAUCGUCAAGAAAAAAUGGGCUGUGAACUCUGCUUUCAUGGCUCUGUAUGCAUUUGCAGCAGUUAUUAUUUGUUGGGUUACUUGGGCUUACAAGAUGUCCUUUGGGGAAAAGCUAUUACCCUUUUGGGGAAAAGCUGGACCCGCUUUGGGUCAGAAGUUUCUCAUAAACCAAGCAGGGUUACCGGCCACCUCUCAUUAUUUUCAUAAUGGUCAGCUUGAGACUGCUGAGAUUGAACCCUAUUAUCCCAUGGCUACUAUGGUGUGGUUUCAGUGUGUUUUUGCUGCUAUUGCUCUUGUUAUCUUGGCUGGAUCUGUUUUGGCUAGGAUGAGUUUCAUGGCUUGGAUGAUGUUUGUGCCUCUUUGGCUCACUUUCUCUUACACCAUUGGUGCCUUUAGCUUGUGGGGUGGUGGCUUCUUGUUCCAAUGGGGUGUUAUGGACUACUCUGGUGGUUAUGUCAUUCAUCUUUCUUCUGGUAUUGCUGGCUUCACUGCUGCUUAUUGGGUGGGGCCAAGAUCGAAGAAGGACAGAGAGAGAUUCCCACCAAACAAUGUGUUACUAACGUUGGCAGGGGCAGGGCUACUAUGGCUAGGAUGGGCAGGUUUCAACGGAGGAGAUCCCUACGCGGCCAACACCGACUCCUCCAUGGCGGUGCUUAACACCAACAUCUGCGCCGCCACCAGCCUCCUCGUGUGGACGUGGCUAGACGUCAUUUUCUUCAAGAAACCCUCAGUUAUUGGAGCCGUUCAGGGAAUGAUCACUGGCCUCGUUUGCAUCACUCCCGCUGCUGGUUUGAUUCAAGGAUGGGCUGCAAUAGUGAUGGGAGUUCUUUCAGGGAGUGUGCCAUGGUUCAGCAUGAUGGUAUUAGGGAAGAAGUUAGCAUUGUUUCAAAUGGUUGAUGACACACUUGCUGUGUUCCACACUCAUGCUGUGGCUGGCCUUCUUGGUGGUAUACUCACUGGCCUUUUCGCUGAGCCUCGUUUAAGUGCACUCUUUCUUCCUGUCACCAAUUCCCAAGGAGCAAUCUAUGGAGGCCCUGGUGGUGUCCAAAUCCUUAAACAAAUCGUUGGAGGUUUAUUUAUCAUUGGAUGGAACAUCGUUGUCACUUCAAUUAUUUGUGUUGCUAUAGGUUUAAUCGUUCCACUUAGAAUGACAGAUGAUGAGUUGUUGAUUGGGGAUGACGCGGUUCAUGGGGAAGAAGCUUAUGCACUGUGGGGUGAUGGAGAGAAACUUAGUAUCUACAAAGAUGAUACUACUCACCAUGGAAUGGCAUCAAGUGGUGCAACUCAAGUGGUCUAG